AGCUGAAAGUCACCACAACUUGUUCUCUCCGCUACAUAUUACAACGACUUUGUCGUUUACAACUCUUAUGGAGGCUCCAAUCAAGAGAAAGGUGCACGGUUUCCCAAUAGAUGUUAUUGAAUGCCGCUCAGAUUAGCUAUAUCGAAGGUCACCUCGAAGCUCUCGUAUAAUGACCGUCCCACAAACAGAGUUCCUUCUCCAUAUCGACCUCCUUCUCCCAUGAAAUCGACAGUCUCUCUAUCCAUGACACCCACGACAAUGAUACGUCCAAAGGCUAAAGUUAACAGCAGCGCUACACCAGCGAGUGCUCGUGCCAAAGUAACGAGACCGUUGAGUGCAGUCAGCCCGAUUGGAACAAGACCUCCAGCGAGCGCCAUUCCGCGACCAGCAUCGCCUACGAAGAGCCAUACGAAAUAUUCGCCAGCAGUCUCGCAUAAACCAAGAAUAGCACGUAAUGAUGCACGGCCCCACUCGUCGCAUUCCACACCCGGUACUCCAACCUCCACUUAUCUUUCCAUUGAGUCGCCUGAAUCGGAGAAUAAGUCGAAAUAUGGCGGAAGUCUGUCCGUGCGGCAGACUUCACCACCUCUGGGUCUUGGCUUGUCAAAUGGUACGUUGGGUGCAAACUCAAUAUUCUCUCCGCCAUCGGACGAACAAGCCGAUCCUCCAUUGAAGAUUAAAUCCAAACUCUCGAGAGUAGCCUUGUCCGGCACAGAGUCGCUUUCACCUUCCCCGAGUCCACAUCAUUCGGGCUUUGCUCGCGUUCGUGCUCCAUCAAUAUCUUCUAAUCAUUCUCUCGGUUCGAACACGACUAGCUCAUCUACGAGACCGGAAUAUGCUCAUUAUCCCAUAAAUUCGGUUCCUGCCGCCGCUAAUCUGCAUCGCUAUACACCUAAUCGAACCGUAGAACUUUCGUCCUCUCCACACACAUAUCAGUCAUUCUCUUCACCGUCUUUGCAGGACGAUACAACACUUCACUAUUCGCGGAUAGUACCCAAAGUUGAUCCUGCGAAGAUUCCUCUGCCCACUCAUUCCCCCCCUACUUCUGCUUUGUCAUUUUCUUCACGAUCGUCCGUUUCGCGAUCGUCCGUUUCUCGUAGCGAGUCUACAAACAGUAGUACCUCUGUUUCAACCAAUCAUGUCAAGAGCCCGUCUAUAGGAUUUGACCUACGCUCCACCUUAGAUUCUUUGGUACAGAUCAGCGAAUCUACCCCUGGUCCUAGAGACGACCUCUUAUCUCCAAUAGACGACGAUGACAUUGGGAGCGAAGAUAGGAAGGCGAGGAAUGAAGCAAAAGUGAAUCGGAAGAUCGCAGACCUUGAAAUCACAAACCGCUCUUUGCUCGCUAUCAACUCGACCUUGGAAGCCACGAAACAUCGCCAGGCUAAAGAAAUUCGAGAACUGCGUCGAAAGCUGCGCGAGUCCCGACUCAUUCUUCCCCCGCAUACCUAUCGCGCAGUAACCUCGAAUGAUACAGAGACGUUGGCUUUACCAGAAGACGACGAAGAAGAAGACGAAGAAGAAGAAGAAGAAACCCACGGGAACGACCAAACCUACAUGCGCAUCCGGAUACGAUUGGAUGAGAUGAUUCAAUCUGCACAAAAAGCGCUUACGACGAAGUAUACAGACUUUGCUGAAAUGAAGGGCCCCACAAAGGUGCUUAGCGAACAGGAGGUGCGGGAUUGGAGAGGAAGUGAAGAUGUAGGAGAUGUGUCACUAGUGUUGGAAGACGAAGAUGAAAGGAAUGAGGUUUUGUUGAUGAGAGCCCCGUCUCGGAACGGGGAGAUGGGAAUUCAAGAUAACGAUUCUGAUGGAACUACCUCUGAAGACGAAGUGGAAGCGAUGACCAUGCUGCGAGACUCACCGUCUCCUCCCCCAAUCGUUGUAACAUCCUCGACGUAAUAAAUAUAGACGCUAACUAUGUAAGUAUUUUCACGGAGAACAUUCGCAAGAUUUACAUAGACGUAAUGAAACUAACGCUUUGCUACACGAACAAGGAGG
Lentinula edodes (shiitake mushroom) is the source of this 2001-nucleotide messenger RNA. RefSeq lists its product as uncharacterized. The transcript has 2 exons. NCBI's taxonomy places the organism in Eukaryota, Fungi, Basidiomycota, Agaricomycetes, Agaricales, Omphalotaceae. The coding region runs from base 121 to 1902 and encodes 593 amino acids. The record is from RefSeq and is a predicted model, not a curated record.